Molecule: messenger RNA, 3033 nt
Organism: Myripristis murdjan (pinecone soldierfish)
Lineage: Eukaryota; Metazoa; Chordata; Actinopteri; Holocentriformes; Holocentridae
Product: mitochondrial glutamate carrier 1-like
Exons: 10
Coding region: 225-1229 (334 amino acids)
Biological process (GO): malate-aspartate shuttle; L-glutamate transmembrane transport; aspartate transmembrane transport
Molecular function (GO): L-glutamate transmembrane transporter activity; L-aspartate transmembrane transporter activity
Source: RefSeq, a predicted model, not a curated record
CAUUGGUAGAGGUGAAACACCCCGUACGUGUUGCUUCCUGUCUUUUGCAUUUUAUUCAUUCAUUCAUUCUUGUUGCGAGGUGAAAAGUCGGCACAUUUUACUGCAGGAACGCCAAAUCCUGGACUUUGUCUCAAGGGACUCUCAGCCUGCUCUCCCUCCUGUGGCCUUCUCCAGCUCUUCUGACAAACCCUACUCUCCUGCUCACAGUUCCCACACAGAGAACCAUGGCCCAGCAACAACAGAUCAGCCUCCCAGCCAAACUCAUCAAUGGAGGGGUAGCAGGCAUGGUGGGAGUCACCUGUGUGUUCCCCAUUGAUCUGGCCAAGACACGCCUGCAGAACCAGCGCAGCGGGCAGCAGCUCUACAAGAACAUGAUGGACUGCCUCAUUAAGACUGUUAGAUCCGAAGGUUAUUUUGGCAUGUACAGAGGAGCUGCUGUAAAUCUCACCCUGGUGACCCCCGAGAAGGCCAUCAAACUGGCUGCUAACGACUUCUUCCGCCACCAGCUGAGCAAAGAUGGUGGCAGGUUGACCGUGUUUAAGGAAAUGCUGGCAGGCUGCGGUGCGGGAAUGUGCCAGGUCAUUAUCACUACACCCAUGGAAAUGCUCAAGAUCCAGUUGCAGGAUGCUGGCAGGCUCGCGGCCCAGCAGAGGCUGAUGCCCGCUAUGGUAACCACUCUGAAGUUGGGGGGAACCAGUGCUGUUCUUAGCCGCUCCUACAACGCCAACCCUGCCCCUCAAGUCACCCGAGUGUCAGCUACUCAGAUCACCAGAGAGCUCCUGAGGACAAAGGGAGUCACAGGGCUGUACAAGGGACUGGGUGCCACGCUGAUGAGGGACAUCCCGUUCUCAGUUGUGUACUUCCCACUUUUCGCCCACCUGCACCAAUUCGGGCAGCACUCACCAGAGAACCCAACCGUGCCCUUCUAUUGGUCCUUCAUGUCUGGCUGCUUGGCGGGAUGCACCGCCGCCGUGGCCGUGAGCCCCUGUGAUGUGGUCAAGACAAGGCUGCAAUCCCUCAAAAAAGGAGCCAAUGAGGAAACCUAUAAUGGCGUGGUGGACUGCAUUAGUAAGAUCCUGAGGAAGGAGGGUCCUGGGGCCUUCCUGAAGGGGGCCACUUGCAGAGCCCUCGUCAUUGCUCCUCUCUUUGGCAUUGCCCAGGUUGUCUACUUCGUGGGAGUUGGAGAGUUCCUGUUAGGUUACACCCCCUACAAUAUCUACUCUGCCUAAACCAGCUUCUUGGUCUACUGUUUCAUUAAAUGACAGGCAGCUAUGGCUUGGGCCUAGCUUUGGACCCAGCUCUUUGUUACUGUCUACUGUAUUUACUGUAGGAGGUUCUCAGAGUGAAAACGUGCCAAGGGAGCAAGAUAGCUACCAUUUUAUUUCAAAAUCUAUCUGUAGCGUGUCUCUCUUGCUUAUUUGUUAGUCUGAGAUUGAAACUGCACUCAUCUUUAUGGGCUUUAAUGGAGCUAUUGGAAGAAAAAAGGGCAGAAAUAAGAGUUGUCCAUUCCUCCUCAAUUUUCCCUCAAUGAGGGAUGUGAUUAUCUAGCUUUGCCCACUGUACUUGCCCCAGUUUAAAUUUACUCUUCUCUGUGGCCCCCAUCCUUUCGCCCUUAUUUUUUGCUUCGAUUUAGACCCUACCUCCAAAUGCACUCCAUAUCCCUUACCCCUUACUGUAACCCUAACCCAUGAAUCCUUCCAGCUGCCCCAUCACAGCACCCACUAGAUGUUGGCUGUCACAGAGUGAAAGCAGAGAGAAGGAAAGUGUGCCAGCAGGGUCUACUGUACCACAUAAAAGCAGAUGCAGAUCAUCAGAGGUUUACUUGAACAACUCCAAUCCUGUUUUAAAGGGUUAUGUAUACCAAUGGGCGAUUAAUGUUGAUGUUUUCUAUGUAUAUAGUUGUUGUUGUUGUUGUUUUUUAAUAUAGACAGGACUUGGUAAAUAACUGUUUUCAUAAAUAAAUGCCCCUUAGGAUCAUCUCAAUAACCUGUUUGCCCAAAGAGAACUUGAAAUCAGACUGUUUUCAUAUAAAAGACACACUGGGACUUUAUGUCCAAUGUGUCUAUACAGUAUUAUACAAGUGAUUGGUGUUGCAUCACCUUCUGGCCUACUUCAUCUGUUCUGAUUUAGCUACAUUGGUUUAUAAAUAGUAGGUCACAAGAUGCUUUCUGGUAUCUAUAUUUUAGACGAGAGGACUUGGGGUUGAGGUGUUUCAGAUUUGGAGGCUUCAAGAGAAGUACUCUGUACUGUGAAUCUUCUUCAUGGCAGGCUACACACAGUUCUGCUUAUGAAACAAAGACGCUUAAGUUCCUCAGACAGCUGAAUAAGGCAUUAUGUAGCUGCCUUUUGAAAAUUUUAUGGUGACAAAGAUGUGAAUUGAACUCCUUUUUCAGUACGCUCCUGUGACUGAAGUAAGUCAAGAUGUUUCAUUUUAAAAGUAAGAGGCGAGGUGUUAAACUGCUGUGAUGAUGAACAAAACUCUUUUUACCUUCUGGGACUUGCCGUGCUUUUGGGACCAAGUCUACUGAAAAUUGCGCAACAUAACCUGUUACACUUCAUUAUUUUCUCUUAGCAGACUGUGGUUGUCUGUGAUGAGUGAGCUUGUUCCCAAUAAUUGACAUGCAUGAGCUCAUGAUAAGAUCAUGUUUAAGCAUUAUGCAGGGGAACGGUGCAAUGCAGGGCUGCUUUCUUCAUGUUUUGGGAAACAUUUUCCAAGUCUGUGUCCUUACUACUCUAAAGUAUUUUGAUAUAUAUGUGUCUGACUACUGUAAUUAUAUAUGUACUUUUUUUUUUUUCUAUUUUCUUGAAGUACAAAAUGAAUUUCAACACAUUGGGAAGUGUAGUGAAAACAGCUUUGUGCAGCUAAAUAUAAAACACCUAUAGGUCUGUUGUAACCACUGUUACCAGCUGAGGACCACUUCAAGAAUAUUGGCUUCCCAAUUGUGACUAACAGCCCUCCAGAUGAGACUAUUCUUUUUCAAUGGAUUAUAUUAUAUUAUAUUAUAUUAUAUUAUAUAAGUCUCACUGUAAGAU